AUGCGUCGUGUACCCCGUCUCAGGCAGCCAAGCCUGCUGGCAGCCUCCCCGAUCCAAUGCACCUGCGCCGCGCCCGCCACAUUCCCCAUCUCAGCAACAGCAUCACGAGCCCUCUCAACGACACCCGCACCCCCCAGCCGCGUCCGCAAGUUCCUCUGGAAAGGCGGCGACGCCCCCGGACCCGAAGACCCCUACGCCGCCGAAUCCUCCCAGGCCCUCCGCCAGCAGCGCAUCGCGCAGGAGCUAGCCGAGGCCGAGGCCGAGCUGGCCGCCUUCGAGGCCGAUAGCCAGCAGACGCAGCGGGCCGAGCAGAAGCGCCGCCAGAAGCCCCAGAGCCGGCUCGCGCACCAGAUCAAGAACAAGCGCGUGUGGGCGCCGACGGAGAAGGAGGUCGAGGGAGGAGACUACGUGCCCGCCAAGACGAUUGAUGGGCUCGAGGAGAUUGGUGGGCUUGAAGGGUGGUGGGAGCAGGAGGGCCGCUGGGGCAAGGAGAGCGAGUACGUUGGCUUCGCGAGCGCCGGUGAGGUCGUCACAGAUGCCGAUGUGUGCGCUGCGCGCGUGAGGCAGGCUGUUGUUGAGGCGCUUGCUGUUGCUGGGUCUUCUGCUGAGGUGCAGGGCCGGUUGACGGCUGCGUGGGCCAGGGGCGACGCGGAGGGCUUCAGCAGGGCGACGGCGCUGGGAUUAAAGACUGGGGAGGAUGGUAGCGUCUCUCUUGAGGGUGAUGCUGCGGCGAUUGAGGGCGUCGUCGCGCCUUUGCUGGAAGCUCAGGAGGCGCAGACCUCAGAGGGCGCUGUCGAGGCUGCCGAGGCGAAAGCCUUGGUAGAGGCAUGGGGCGAAGCCUGGAAGAGCAUUUCUCUCGAGGACGCACGAUUCAAGUUUGCUGUCCACAAGCGCGUCUUCCAACUGACGGGCCACCGCGUCCACGACGCCAAGCUCGCGCAGAUCAACACGGUCGGCGACCUCAUCGCCACCGUCGUCAAGCCGCCCAAGCCCACAAAGGUCGCUGAGGCCAUUGCCCAGCAGGGCGCGCUGCUCGAUCUGCCCAACGUCCGCGUCCGCGACCGCCGCGUCACACCCAUCGACAAGGAGACCGAGGUCGGCCGCUGGAAGGUCAUGGAGGCGGAGCUCAAGAAGAGAGGUCUGCCCGUUACCGGACACAAGCACCUCGCCAAGCCGGUGCAGAGGGCAUGGAUUCAGGGCAAGGCAGGAGACUUGUACAGAUAUUGUACUCUUUGUAACAUAUGGAAUAUCAAUGAUUCUUGCUCUGAUAAUAUUUGGAUCUUGGCUACACUUUUGAGUUGGAAAAUAUCUUCAGUAAUACCUCGAUCUAGCCAAGUUCAAGUCAUGUUGGAAUUCAUGCUCGGACGAGCCAUCGUCAACAUGCGUUGGCAGUUUCUACCUAGUCUCUAUCUCUCCCUUUGGGCCCGUUUGUUCACAAUAGACAUCACCGUUCUGCAUUGUUCUUAUGCGGAUACGUGCAGAGCAAAUACAUACGGCCAACAAACAGACGGACCUCGACCGGGAGAGCUUUGCCAAAACAUCAUCCUUUUCGCCCUCCUUGCCUCCUCCCCCUCUCAGGUCUCUGUCCUUUUCCACUUACCGUAUCUCGUUACCUUCCAUUCUUCUUACAACACUUUCCGCCAUUCAGACCUGCGCUAUUCUCGUCAGGCACUCAUCGCACAGUUUCUGGCCGUACCUUUGCCUGAGAUCCUUUCCCUCGCAUCACAUUACAUGAGAGGGUGGUCCCCGGUCAUCAGGUUGGAGAGGUGGCUACACUGGGCAAGGUCUCAGAAGCUGCCCGUGUACAGCCAGUACCCGGAAAAGUCUGCAAGAAUUGACAAGGAACUCAAAUCAGUCUCCUGGGAUUUCGAUUCGUCGGCUUUUCCUCGCCUUGGGGACCAAGAAUGCUGGAAGCGUAUGUACUCUGCACUCCGGUAUCCGGCACGCAACCCCAACGAGCAUUACUACAUCAAUGCACUCAACGCUGUCGAUUGCGAGGUGUCGAGGAUCCUCAACAAUGGGAGCAUGCACCAGACACUCGUCGACUUGGCGAGGAAGGCCGGCUUCGACGCGCGCAAAUGUUGCGACCCGUCGCUCUCGAAGGAGCAAAGAAAAUAUGAGCCUCCGAAAGGAUCUCGGCAGAUGGACAAUGCUGACGCACACACAAAUGACAACCUAGGGGCACUCCCUUCCGGGCAAGUUGGUCUGCAGGAACCGCGCAACUUCGCGGCUCUCUCGGAGCUCUUGUUUCAGCAGGAGGCCCUCAAAGAGAAGAACGAGGCUGCAGCUGCUUAUACGACUCCAACAAGCGCUGUUGCGCCCUUGACCGGCAAUGGAGGCGGCUCGCAUCGACAUGCGAGCGCGUCCUCUUUUGAAGGCCCCAGAACUGAGCCAAAGGCAUUAGCAAAGAGUGCCACGAUGGACAAGCACGUUGGCUUGCAAUCGAGCAAACAGCCCUUGUCGGUUCAAGAAUCAGACGUUGCUGGAAGACUGUGUUCCGAGGGAACAAUCAGGGACCUCACAGAUCAAACGGUACACCCGAUAUCCAGCGACGCAGAUUCGAAAAUGAAAGUCAACGGAUUUGUUAUUCCAAAGAGACAGCGCGGGGGUAGCGUCCAGCAAGAGAAGGCUAUAGCCUUUGCGAGGCCAGAGUCGAGAUCAGCAACGAGCACAGCCUCGAGAGGAGGGCCAUCUGGUUCCCAACCCCCGCUCUCGAAGCAGCCUCCUAUUCAGGUCCCCACACACGCUCAGCGAACUUUGGAACAACAGACUCGACGAGAAUCGAGUGGUUCCUUGAGCGUCUCUCUACCCCAGCAUGGCGCAUUGGCCAGAAGACCGAGUGGUACUAAGGGAUGCGAACUUUCGACGCCGUCAACUCCACCGCCACAAGCCUUUUCCAGCAAAAUCCAGCAACGCGGUAGUCUGGUAGUCAAUGCAGAGUCUCAAGAGCAAAGUGCUCCACUGGCAGAACACAAGACGGCUAAGCAACCCGUUGUGGUCUCGACCCAGGAAAACACGACCCAAGGGCAAAACCUCACAAGUGCGUUGACGAAGAAGCUUGAGGCGACUAUCAACCAGAAUCUCUUGGAAGCAAUCCGAGGAGUCUACCGCAGCUCUCCCAAGUUGAUGGAGGGAAAGAUACGAGGAUGGCUUGACGGCCCAGAGUACCGCUCCAUGGGAUUCGCUGUUCUCCGGGACGUUGAGAGCGAGACGACGAAGAUGGUUAGAGAGUCUCUCGUCGCCAAGAUGAGGGCCAUGGAGCAAAUUGUCAAGGGCUCUGAGAAUCCGCAUCAAGCGGAGUCACCCCGGGACACCAAGCGCAAGGCUGAUGAAAAGGAUGCCGAAGGAGGUGACCAGAGUCAACAGGCUGCGAAGCGGCAGCGGGGCGACGGUGGUGGCAGUGGUUGUACUGCAUGA
Molecule: messenger RNA, 3417 nt
Organism: Colletotrichum lupini
Lineage: Eukaryota; Fungi; Ascomycota; Sordariomycetes; Glomerellales; Glomerellaceae
Exons: 6
Coding region: 1-3417 (1138 amino acids)
Cellular component (GO): mitochondrion
Source: RefSeq, a predicted model, not a curated record